Messenger RNA from Heterobasidion irregulare TC 32-1, 501 nucleotides. RefSeq lists its product as uncharacterized. Bases 1 to 501 code for a protein of 166 amino acids. Gene Ontology annotation, cellular component: membrane; endomembrane system. NCBI's taxonomy places the organism in Eukaryota, Fungi, Basidiomycota, Agaricomycetes, Russulales, Bondarzewiaceae. The transcript has 4 exons. The record is from RefSeq and is a predicted model, not a curated record.
AUGUCCUCCUUCGCGCUUUCCACUCCCAUCAACACCGCCCUCGUCCUCUACAUCGUCUACUAUGUCCAGCGUGUCAUCUUCCCCCGCACCUCCAUUCCCAAAGAGGCCCCCGCAGAGUUCAAGGCCGGCUACUCCUGGAUGCCCAAGGCGCACCCCCCGACUCUCCUCUUCACCACGUAUACCCCAAAUACCCUCGAGCCCUUCAGUGGACGCGACGGCGGCCGCAUCCUGUUGGCUAUCGCCGGCACAGUGUUUGACGUGACUGCGGGGAGGAACUUCUACGGGCCCGACGGCAUGUAUGGCAACUUUGCAGGCCGCGACGCCUCGCGCGGCAUGGCCAAGCAGUCCUUCGAUAUCGAAAUGCUCACUCCCAUCGACCAACCUCUCGACAAGCUCGAAGACCUCACGCCUGACGAGAUCGAGAACAUGAAGGGCUGGAUCGACCACUUCUCGAACAAGUAUAUCAUCUGUGGCCGCCUCGUCGAGAAUGACGCCGUUUGA